AUGGUCCGCGUCGCCAACGUUGUCCUUCGCCAGCGCGGCGGUGCAACUACCAAAGAAAACGACAGUGCACCCGGCAAGGAGGCCGGCCUCAGGCUUACCACCACGCCGGUUCCCACCCCAGCAGAGCCCGAGACAACCCAAGAGGCCACCGCGGAGCCCGAUUCUGAGGCCACUGAUGCUGCUGCUGCCGAGGAAGUCCCCGAGGAGGCUUCCAACGCCGAGGCAGAGACAACCCCGGCCAGGGCCAAGCGUGCUGCCCGCCGCAACCCGGCCGAUAAGACCGGCAAGAAGGAGGCCCGCAAGGCCGAGCGGGUAGAGAAGAAGGAGGUCCGGCAGGAGAAGCGCGAAACCAAGAAGGUUGCCAAGAAGGAGGCGCGCAAGGAGGCCAACGACGCCAAAAAGGAGGUCCGGGCGGCCGCCGCCGCUGAGAAGAAGGAGAAGGCUGCUGCCGCCGCUGCCGCUGCCGCCGAGAAUCCCGAGAGUGCUGGCUACUUUGCUAGGCUCCUGAGCUGGGGUAGGGGUACCUCUCCGAAGGAGGGCGAGGUCAAGGCUGAGGAUUCCGAGAGCUCUGGCGACGACGAGGAGACCCAGGUGGAAGAGACUGCUGAGGAAGCGAGCGAUGAGCCGUCUGUUGAGCCUGCGGAUGAGCUGUAUGUUGUCAACGACAUCCCCAUCCGGAUGACCGUUGCCCAGCCUCAGCCCAUUGCCGCUUGCUGA
This is a messenger RNA of Diaporthe batatas, 717 nucleotides long. RefSeq lists its product as uncharacterized. The record is from RefSeq and is a predicted model, not a curated record. Bases 1 to 717 code for a protein of 238 amino acids. The transcript has a single exon. NCBI's taxonomy places the organism in Eukaryota, Fungi, Ascomycota, Sordariomycetes, Diaporthales, Diaporthaceae.